AUGGGCUACCACUGUCGAAAAUAUUUAGUAUUGGUGACAAGUAGUAUAGUCCCUGUCCUUGUAGACAAGACAUCGAAGAUGAAGGCUGGACCAGGCAAGCUUAUAAAGCACUGCAAAUACAGUCGUGGGGUGUCCACUGUUGCGGAUGCUAAAAUAUCGGCGGUUCCUCCGAUAAUACCGAAGUCCAUACAACAUGUGCGACAGACGUUUUUUUCAGAAGUGAUGAGAGUUCCGGAUGCCCAUUCACUUGUUUCCAGGCCGUUUGAACUUUCAAAAAUCAUAAGUCCAGAGACUUUACAGAAGUACAGAACAUCCAUUACUAUUGCUGGAACAGUCAAAUGGGACGGAAAUUCGCUUAAACAGCGCCUGCGAAAGGGCGAAGUUUCUGAGUGCCUACGCAAGCUCGUUGAAGAACCAGAUUUGCUUGCAAACAUGAUAGAAACCUUCCAAGAAAGGGAGUUUGCAUGGUUCAUACAUGAAUGUUGUAAAUACUUGAACAGACUGAGCAUAUUGCAAAGAGGAAGAGAGUUUCUGAAUGAUGCUGGUGACAGUGCUAGACAGGCGGAAGACAUUCUCCAUAGCACCAAGCUCGGUGACAUGAAACGGUUUAAUCUUGUUUUGACUGCCAUCAAGGAAUCCAAGAGAUACGAGCUUCAGGUUUCCGACUACGAACAGAUUUUGUGGAUGCAGACGUAUAGUGGGGAAAUGACUGAUGCUCUAUUCACUUUGAACGAGUUUGAAUCCACGGCCCGGAAACUGAUCAACAAAGAGAGAACCAUUCCUCUUUACUUUACCACACUCAUUUGGAACUGCAAAUUCCAGAUCCUUGCAGAUGGUCUUCCUGAGCUGUGGAAAGUUGAUGGUAAGAAGAUAAUGAGGAAUAAGGCAAAGGAGUUGCACCCUCAUUUUGAGUACUUACACCAUGAUAGAUCUAUCCACCUUCUCAUCAGGAUGUUCCAGAACGAGAGGCUUUCGCCUGAUGCUGAUACCUUGAGAAUCAUGUUGCUUUGCCUCGGGAAAAGUGGAAAUUUGGAGAUUCUGAGAUCGUUCAUAUCUAAGAUGUGGGGCAUCAACCAGGAUGGCUCGGUUUCGAGAAGACAUUUGAGAAAACCUGGCUCGCUCUUUCAUCCUAACAUGCCGCUUUUGAGCGCCAUAAUAUCUGCAUUUGCGAUCCAGAAUGAGUUUCUGGAAGGAAUGUCGUAUGUGGAUUCGUUUGUUUCUACCUAUAACAUGGACAUGUCCAAAUCUGAGCAGUUCUGGGCCACCUGUUUCAGGUUCCUUGAACUAGUGGAGAGAGGAAAGCUCAAGUACCACGGAUCAGAGCAGAGAAAAGACCUUUCCCUCCUGCCUUUGAAAGAACGAAUGGUCUACAAGGCAAAGACAUACACGUUUCCAGACUCUUUGUGGAAACUGUCGAACUCACAGUGUGCGCCAACGGCAAGAUUGUACACAUGGAGGGUUCGUUAUCUCUUUCUGACAUACCGGAUUUCGGAGCUAAGAGGAGUGCUGGUACCUCUUUAUGAGAUGGCUAAGUCGCACCAGGUUCAUAACAGUCGCAAGAAGGUUGCUCAUGAGACUUCUGAGCUCUUGUAUGUGUGCAUAACGGCGAGCAUCCGUCUGUUGAUCUCGAGAGGAUACGAGAACCAAGCAGCCCGCAUGGUAGAGGACUUUUCCCUGAAUAGAGAGAUGAAAGAGAGAUUGGACCGCGUCUUCGAGUACAGAAAGGCCAGGCAAGUUGAGCAUAUGAGACGUUUGAAGUCCAAACAAGCAAAGAGAAUGGAAGAAGAAGAUGAUGAUGGACUUUUGUCCUGGCUGUGA
This is a messenger RNA of Kuraishia capsulata CBS 1993, 1818 nucleotides long. RefSeq lists its product as uncharacterized. The transcript has a single exon. NCBI's taxonomy places the organism in Eukaryota, Fungi, Ascomycota, Pichiomycetes, Pichiales, Pichiaceae. Bases 1 to 1818 code for a protein of 605 amino acids. The record is from RefSeq and is a predicted model, not a curated record.